Messenger RNA from Cololabis saira (Pacific saury), 939 nucleotides. Its product is annotated as odorant receptor 131-2-like. The coding region runs from base 1 to 939 and encodes 312 amino acids. Gene Ontology annotation, cellular component: membrane. Gene Ontology annotation, biological process: G protein-coupled receptor signaling pathway. The record is from RefSeq and is a predicted model, not a curated record. The transcript has 2 exons. Gene Ontology annotation, molecular function: G protein-coupled receptor activity. NCBI's taxonomy places the organism in Eukaryota, Metazoa, Chordata, Actinopteri, Beloniformes, Belonidae.
AUGAAUUCAUCAUCUCACAACGUGUCGAGCAGCCUGGGUAGUCGAGACUCACCGAGCACAGCUGUGGCUAAAAAUGUAAUUGUCCUUGCACUUGGAUUCAUCAUCAAUUAUAUCAAUGGCACUCUGGUUCACACCUUCAAAAAACACCAGAUAUUUUACAUGAAUCCUCGUUAUAUCUUGUUCGUCCACCUGGUACUGAAUGAUAUGAUCCAGCUCACUGUAACAAUCAGCCUGUUUGUCUUAAGUUAUGUCUUUUACAAACUUAAUGGUUCUUUCUGCUGCUUUUUGAUUACCUUUGCCCUUCUUACCACCCUCAAUACCCCAUUAAAUUUGGCUGUAAUGGCAGUUGAAUGCUACAUCGCUAUUUGCUUUCCACUGCGGCACUCAAAACUCUGUACCAUCAAAAGAACCUACAUUAUGAUUAUUUGUAUUUGGGCUUUGAGCGCAGGGUCAAUUGUGCCAGACAUCUUUAUAACUCUGGCAACAGAACCACUAAGGUUGUUUUAUUCAACAAUGUUUUGUGAGAGGGACAACCUGUUCCGACACCCAAUAAGUUUAGAAAAAAGGGAUGUUUCUUAUCUAAUUUAUCUCAUUGCAGUUUGGCUAACACUGUUCUUCACUUACUUAAAGAUCUUUUUUGUAGCUAAAGCAGCUAAUUCAGUAGAUGGAAAUCUAAAGAAGGCCAGGAACACGAUCCUGCUUCAUGGUUUUCAGCUACUGUUGAGUAUGGUUACAUAUUUAUUUCGCAUCUUACAAAAGGCUUUGACACAAUGGUUCCCUCAACAUUACAUACAAAUUUUCUUUGUUUGCUACAUCAUCAUUCAGAUUCUCCCCAGGUUUAUCAGUCCUAUUGUGUAUGGGCUACGAGAUGCAACAUUUAAACGACAUUUGAGAAAGUAUUUGCUCUGUACAAUGAGAGCAAGUAACAAUCCAAAGUGA